AUGAUUCGACUGCUCGCACUUUUGCGUUGUGCAUCUUUUGGCGUGCGCGAGGACCGCCAGGCUUUGGCGCGCCAUCACUUGAGUCUCCUUGACAAGCGGCACUGGAAGCUGACAACACCGUCGCGCGCGCUGCCGGUGGUGGAGGUCUUAAUGCGAUCUGGUGUUCUGAUGGAUAGGCUUGAAAAAAGCAGCACCAAACCGCUGGCGUGCUUGAUUCCAUCUAUGACAAAGAAGGAGCGUAGCUUGGUGGAGAAGCUCUCCUAUGUGCUCCACCAAAACUUGCCACCUACAGCCUCUCCGAUUGACAGGAAUGCGGGGAGGGAAGACGAGACGAUUCGCGCCGCAUAUUCGGUUGCCUGUGCGACCGGAACGUGUACUAUCGAUGUCUUGGUUGACGUCAUUUUCGUCCGACAUCUUCGAUCUCCUUCGUCUGCGCUGAUGCUGCUGGAGCUAGUGGUGUCGCGAUGUGCGAAAGUGUCCUGGACAAGAGGGAAACCGUGCCCUUCCAAAGAGAUGUUAGAUUCCAUUUGCGACCUGCUUGCCCAACACGAGCAGUCGCUGGACUUCAGAGCGAUCUGGUUCUUACUUUCACUACUGAGUGCAACUCCUCAGCUCAGCGACUCUCAAAUCACUCCGUCUGCUGGAAAACGACUCUUUCGGCUCUGUGUGCACCGCAUUCAUCACCUUCUGCCUCUCCUGGCCGUUGAAGAUCACCUUCUCGCAUAUCUGCAGCUUUCGCGCAUCGAGGGCUACGAGAAGCCGUUCAUUGUUCUUGGCGAGAUGGAGAGGCUGCUUCUCUCCACGUCAUUAGGUGACUACACAGGCGUAAGCACUAAUGUACUCUUGCGGUUUAUGACGAUGCCUUUCGCGGCGCGACACGUCGAUUUGAAUCUGCGCCUGUGUGCUGGUUGGUGCGCGGUAUCGAGAAUAACAGAUUUUACUCAGGAAGAGUGUCUCGCUGCGUUCACAAUUGUCGCCGCGCUGCAUGAAGGCUGCUCUGCCGAAAGCGCAACCGCGGUCGCACCCUUGCGGCACUGGGAGACGCUGCACGACGCCCUUUUCGCGCAGGUGUUUUUCAUUGCACAUGACUUGACUGCUGCCGACUGUUUUCGCAUUCUAGACCAAUCGGAGCUGAUCAAUAUAUCGGGCUGGGGCAUCACCGUGCCGCAAAUGUUGCUUGAGAAACUCAAGAAGAGAAUCCUGUCAGAGUGCAAGCGCUGUGCCAUAGAUGAAUGCUGUGCGCCUGAGACAGCGAAACUGUUGCUCUGCGUUGCGCUUGGAUUGCAGUCGUUGAUGCAACGAUACACAGUGCUGCCGAGCAACGCUGUGGACGAGCACGCUGUAACUGAGUGUAUUGCUCUUCUCGAGGGCUGUAUCACGUUAGCCCCACCUCAUGGUUGA
This is a messenger RNA of Leishmania braziliensis MHOM/BR/75/M2904, 1401 nucleotides long. RefSeq lists its product as hypothetical. The transcript has a single exon. Bases 1 to 1401 code for a protein of 466 amino acids. NCBI's taxonomy places the organism in Eukaryota, Euglenozoa, Kinetoplastea, Trypanosomatida, Trypanosomatidae. The record is from RefSeq and is a predicted model, not a curated record.